This is a messenger RNA of Hansenula ciferrii, 945 nucleotides long. RefSeq lists its product as uncharacterized. Gene Ontology annotation, cellular component: plasma membrane. The transcript has 2 exons. Lineage: Eukaryota; Fungi; Ascomycota; Saccharomycetes; Phaffomycetales; Wickerhamomycetaceae. The coding region runs from base 1 to 945 and encodes 314 amino acids. The record is from RefSeq and is a predicted model, not a curated record.
AUGGCGUUCACACUGAUUGAAACUAGUAUUGGUGCUUUAUUCAUCCAAUUAGCAACAACUAAUUUUUAUUGGCAAUUAGGGGAAACUAUUGGUUUCUCAUCAGCUCUAGGUAAUUUAAUACUUAAACGUAACUUGGCUCAUUUACCAGUUUUAUCAGGUGUUCUUGCUUCAAGUGCUUUUGUUUCCAAAUGGUAUCCUCAAUAUGUUCCAGAUUUUCCUGUUUCAAAUUUAACUUCAAGAUAUGGAAUUAGUACAACAAUAAUAUUAUCCAUUGCAGGUUUACUUGUUGGUUUAGGUCAUAUGAUUGGUGGCAUUUCAAGAUUAAGAUUAAGAUCAUUUGUUGCUGUUGGUGUCUUCUCUGGUUUUGCAAUGUUAUUAAAUAAAACCUUAGAUCUUGGGCUAUACAACGGUACAGGAGUUAAUUAUGAACUUUCUUUAAAUACGUCAUGGUUUAAUGAAAAUAGAGGCCUUUUGUUACUUUUAAUCUCAAGUGCUUUACACGUUUAUCUCUUUUUACCAAAGUUAUCACAGUCUAUUAAAUCUGAUUGGUAUAAGCAAUUUAAUCGUUUAUUUUCUGGAUUUUUAUUUGGUAUUGGAUUACAUGUUUCAGGUAUGGUCAAUGUCUCUAAAACUAUUGGGUUCUUAUCACUUUUUGAUUUGAACAAAUUUGAUCCAUCACUAAUUAUGAUUAUGAUUUUUACAGUAUUACCGAAUAUUUUCAUUUGGAGAUCAAUUGAAAAACCGUUAUUAUCGGAAAAUUUUAAUGUCGCUAAAUCUAACAAACUACCUUUGAAAUUUUUAGUUGGUAAUGCAAUUUUUGGUUUAGGAUGGGGUAUUUUAGGUAUAUGUCCAGGUCCAGGAGUUGCAAAUGUAUUCCACUACAGUUCAAUUGGUAUUUAUCUUGUUUCAUUCAUUAUUGGUUAUGGAUUUGGAUCAUUUAUAUAA